Messenger RNA from Penicillium waksmanii, 1281 nucleotides. RefSeq names its product fungal specific transcription factor domain-containing protein. Gene Ontology annotation, molecular function: DNA binding; zinc ion binding. The record is from RefSeq and is a predicted model, not a curated record. The transcript has a single exon. The coding region runs from base 1 to 1281 and encodes 426 amino acids. Lineage: Eukaryota; Fungi; Ascomycota; Eurotiomycetes; Eurotiales; Aspergillaceae. Gene Ontology annotation, biological process: DNA-templated transcription.
AUGAUCGGUAUUGCUACACGUUCAGGCAUCGCUCUAGGGCUUAACUUAGAGAAAGUGAUCAUUGGACUCGAUGUGAAAUCAGGAGAGGCGCGAAAGAAGCUGUGGUGGUCUCUAUUUCGCUUGGAAAGCCUUCUUUCAGUCAUGACCGGGAGAGUCUCUUGCCUCGGAAAUGCCUCUAGCUCCGCAAACCCUCCGUUUCUUAACCCAAAUUUGGAUCUAACUGUUCCUGACAUGGAGCAGCCCAUCAACGAGCUCCAAUGGACAAUCAAUUUGGACGAGGGGAAGGCACUUCCACAAGUUUCAUUUCUCAAAUCUCUGGAGCCUACCCAUUCUCUCUAUUGCUUCUAUAUGGUGGAUCUGACUCUGAUCACUCAUACUAUUAUCAAUGAAAUAUACUCGCUGGAUCCUUCUCGAGUAGGCUGGAGCUGCAUUGAAAGCCGUAUAGCCUUCUACCACAAAAAGUUGGAUUUCUGGGCAUCAACCAUACAUCCAUCUUUCGGCAGCCAAUUCAUCUCACCCCCGAGAGAGCCAUCAUUCCAAGAUUCUCUUGCUUUGAAUUACUACAGCGCUCAUAUAUUGCUCAACCGGCCGAGUCUGAAAGGUCCUUCCUUCGAAAAGAAACAUGAUUCACCUGACUCUGGCAUACGAUUUGCCAAUAAAAUCGCAUUCGACUGCCUCCAGGCUUCCUUGGGAGCCAUUGCACAAUUGCCGGAUCGGCCAGAUUUGGCUUGGUGCUACCAAGUCCCACAAUGGUGGGAUUUACUACACAUUCUCACACAAUCAAUUACCAUCUUACUUCUCGAUAUCUCAGCAAGUCCAGCAUUAAUCAGACCCGAAGAAAUUCAGUUUCCCGCUGAAUCAGUUGUUUGGGCCGGGGUGACAAAAGGUCUUCACUGGCUGCAUUGCUUGGGAAAAUCAUCAGAGUCCGCUCAUCGAGCCUUCCUCUUCUUUAACACUUGUGUUAGGCGCAUGAAACCGAGUAAAACUCUUGAUCAGGAAUGGUUAUCCUUGGUGAUUGAUUCAUCUCGGGCCUCUUGCGGUCCAAAUUAUUCAGAAGACGAAAGCCUGGUAAUAAAUCUUCCUGAAGAUUCAAAGCGUCAUAUUUCAGCGAAUGGCGAAGAUGACAUCGUGUUCUUUCAGGACUUGUCGGGAGAACAGCGCAUACUGGUUCCAGGCGCUUUGGCGGUGCUUGAUACUGGUGAAAAGCUUGUCGAGCUGGUCUCAAACUCCGAUUUUGCUGUUGAAGAUAUUCUAUUCUCCCUGAUGGAUUGCCAUCCAUGA